This is a messenger RNA of Penicillium crustosum, 1155 nucleotides long. RefSeq lists its product as uncharacterized. The coding region runs from base 1 to 1155 and encodes 384 amino acids. Lineage: Eukaryota; Fungi; Ascomycota; Eurotiomycetes; Eurotiales; Aspergillaceae. The record is from RefSeq and is a predicted model, not a curated record. The transcript has 6 exons.
AUGUUUCCCAGAGGAUCUGGCUCACAGGAACCAUUUUCUUCCAGGAAUCAAUCAAAUCUGCCAGUCUCAGGCUCGAAAUCGAACAUUGGACUUUCGUCCCCAGUCCAAUCAGUGGAAACUUCUGACUUUUCACAAAGCGUUCUUCCUGGAUUAGGCUCUCACUGGCCCAUCCAGAACAUUCAGAGUUCUAUUUCUGUUGUGCAAGGUGAUUUACAAUCAACACAAGGAUUUGCACUGCCACUUCCCUCGCACCAUUCAACAAAUACCGGCACGAGUCGGCCUCCCAUUCUGCCAGGCUCGAACUAUCCACCUACAGAGUCAACAGCACAAUCUUCUAUCGGGGACAUAACUCAUAUUAAACACGAAAUUGGGUCGGAAGAUCCGCGCGGCCUUGGCAUCUCAUCAUACCCCAUGUCAGUAGCUUCAGACACUUAUUUUGCUGGCCCAAUGCAGCAUAAUUCUCACCAAUAUGGGUGGACAAACCGACCUUAUCAGCCUUUGCAACCACCAGGACAAAUGAGCCCGCCAUUUCCAUCUUCACAUCCGUCAUACCCUUCAUCGGGCUACCCAAUGGGUUAUCCUAGUCACUUAAAUGGGCCACUUCCUGGAUAUCAACACCAAGAACAUCAAUUACCGGCGUCUUAUCCCGCAGCAUCCGGCAAUCCUUCCCGUCAUAGUCAACCUCGAAGCCCACCCACCGCUCGUUCCUAUCACACCCAAUCUGCUUCGGGCACUCCCCAGUCAGAGCAGCAUCUCAUGACGUCUGCUCCUCCUUAUCUGAUAAACCAACCUUCAUAUUACUUCCCUGAAACAUCGGCCAUUCCACCGCACCCUACCCCCAUCACCUCUCAGCCACCAUCGAUGACCGCCCCAGAGCCGAUCUACUCUUCGCCUGAGUCAGCCGCCGCUACAGAUUCUGACCCAAUCCGAGUACUGAGCUUGCGCCCGCGACCGCAAUGCUGGGACCAUGGCUGCAAUGGUCGUGAGUUCUCAACAUUCAGCAAUCUCCUCCGCCACCAGCGAGAAAAGUCAGGAGUUGUGGCUAAGGCUGAAUGUCCAAUCUGCGGUGCGGUGUUUACGCGUACAACAGCACGCAACAUCCAUGUUGCGCAGGGCAAGUGUAAAAGCUCAGGCAGGGACUCAUCCGCUGAGUAG